Molecule: messenger RNA, 1578 nt
Organism: Electrophorus electricus (electric eel)
Lineage: Eukaryota; Metazoa; Chordata; Actinopteri; Gymnotiformes; Gymnotidae
Gene: nkx3-2
Product: NK3 homeobox 2
Biological process (GO): regulation of transcription by RNA polymerase II; cell differentiation
Cellular component (GO): nucleus
Molecular function (GO): DNA-binding transcription factor activity, RNA polymerase II-specific; RNA polymerase II cis-regulatory region sequence-specific DNA binding
Source: RefSeq, a predicted model, not a curated record
UCCGGAGCACGCAAGAGCGCGCAGAUGAGCAGCGGCGCGUGUCAGGAUAACCGAAAAGCUUUCCCGUUGCCUCUAGGCAGGGGCGAAAUGAGAGUCCUACCGGUGACGGGAACCCCUAACGCAGAGCGAGUGAAAUGCGGAUGAGUCUCCAACCAGUGCGGAUUGUGUAACUUUUCUAUUUCAGCAAAAGAGACUUUUUCUAGCUUGCCAUGGCGGUGCGGAGCAACUCUUUAAUGCCGUUCUCCAUUCAGGCCAUUUUGAACAAAAAGGAGGAAGGGCGUCAUUUAAAAGAUCUGGACGUGUGCUUCUCGAAAACUGCGUGCUGGAAAAUAUUUGGCGAAAUGGACGGCGCACCCGACGACUUCUCCUCCCCUUGUAGGAGCAAAGACAGGGUUUGCCUGGCGAGCGAAAACAAGAGCUGCGACUCGGACUCCGGGCUGAGCGACGAUAACGAGAGCAAAGCAAAAGCAGGGUCCUGCUGUGAAAAGGACAGAGACAUACCUGCAUCCGAUGCCCUGGAUGAAAGCUUUCAGGACGAAACCGACCACGAGUCCACUGCUGUGGAUAACUCAAAAGGACUGAGUGACUGUGAGCUAUCCGCUAAUGUGUCUGAUUCCAAUAACGCGGACGAGACGGGCUGCGAGAAGAGUUCGGAUCAGCCCAAACAGCGGAAAAAGCGCUCGCGGGCCGCCUUUUCUCACGCGCAAGUGUUCGAGCUGGAGCGCCGCUUCAACCACCAGCGUUAUCUGUCCGGGCCCGAGCGCGCGGAUCUAGCGGCCUCUCUGAAGCUGACAGAGACGCAGGUCAAAAUCUGGUUCCAGAACCGCAGGUACAAAACGAAAAGGCGCCAGAUGGCGGCCGACCUGCUGGCCUCGGCGCCCGCGGCGAAGAAGGUGGCCGUGAAAGUGCUAGUGCGGGACGACCAGAGACAGUACACGCCGGGGGAACUGCUGCGGCCCCCGCUGCUCGCGCUCCAGCCGUCCUACUACUACCCGUACGCGUACUGCCUGCCCGCGUGGAGUCUUUCGGCCCGCGCGGGGAAUGAGUGAGACCUCACACUUUCGUAUUUAUUCUCCAUCGCGAACUAAGACAAUCUGCACCAUCCGAGGGACCAGGAAGGGAAGAUAUUUGCGAAUAACUACCUUCAACUGUUUUAAGCUGAAAUAACCCUGUGCCUCUCUAAAGACUUAAAUGAUAUCACGUUGGUAUUAUGAUACUUUUGGUAUUAUUUUUUUUUCUGAAUGUAUGGAAUGUUAUUCAUUUCGGUUCACGGGGCAUAGAGGCUUUUGAAACGUUUUUUUCCUUCCAGUUGGAGAGCUGCACUUCAAGUGAAUACAGCCGUUACUGCGGGUGUAGGUUAACGGUAACGGUAAGACUCCGGCACUUUCCAUACCUUUCAGAUAGUAUAAUCUUUUUAAAAAAAGAAGAAAAACAUUGAUUUGAAGGUCUGUUGAUCGUAUUUUUAAGUGAGCCGUGGCAUUAAUAUGAAUCCUCGAAAUGUUAUCAAUAUGAUUUCUUAAUAGUGUAAAUGUUUUGUUUAUUGAAAACGAAAGCAAACAUUAAAAAAUAUGAAGCAUA